CAAACCCAAAACCAGAAUUCUCCAAUUCGAAGAUCUCUGAAAUCGGACAAUAAUGCAUUGGCAGGAUCACAUCUUCAUGACCAGUAUAGUCUCAGGCGCCAUGAGAUCUUCCAAACAAAAACACCCCACCCGCCGCGGUCCGCCGUCCAGGCUGAUCCAGUUCCACGUCAACUACACGCUCCGCCACGCCUCCCUCCACGUGUCCGCAGACGGAGCCUCCACGACGUUCCUCCGCGACGAGACAGCCCGGGCCUCGCUCUCUUCCUCGUACCUCGACGCCCUGGCGAUGUGGGACAACGAGAGCGGCGCCGGCUGCGCGGCGCUGUCCCCGAUCUGGGAGGCGCUGGGGAUCGGGCCCGAGUUCCACUGCCACCUGUACCGCGACCUGCUCCCGAAAAUAAAGGAAGCGGCGGCCGGUCGGGCCCUGGUCGAACUGGACGCUGCUGUCCGUCCGGGUGGAUUUCGGGAGGGAGUACGCGGAAUUCCUGGACGGCGAGGAGGCGGCGCUGUUUUGUCGGGACUCGGCAAGGACGGCGGCGGGAUGGUGCCGGCGGCUCGGGAAGCGGUGGCGGCGCUCGUCAAGGACGUGGAGGGAGGUGGAGAGGAGGCGUGCGCGGUGUGUUUGGAAGAGGUUUGUUACGGCGGCGCGGAGAUGCCGUGUGGUCACCUUUUCCACGGCGCGUGUAUUCGGAAGUGGCUGGAGCUGAGUCAUUACUGUCCGGUGUGCCGAUUUGAGAUGCCGACGGUGGGGGCGGCGGUGGCCGGAGUUGGAUAUGGAGGGACGAGCGGCGCGUCGGAGGAAGUGGCGGGGAAAGAUAGUUAGGGCAAGAGUCCAUCUACCUAUUCACAUUUCUUUGUUGUCUCAAUUGUAUAAAGUAUAUAUGACCCACAAUAUAUAGGAUGUUUCCUCGUGAAUUCGUACAUACUUAACCUGAUAACGUUUGAAUGAUUUUUUCUUUUGCAAAUUCAUUCAUUUUCUCGUGCAUCAUACCACAACUGACGAUUGACACAUUGUUUUUAUAUGAAUUGUAUGUCUAUUGAGUUUCGCUAUAUUUAGAUCAUAAAUUAAUAGAAAUUUUGGACUUUAUACUAUGGAUGAACCUCAUUACUUAAUUCAUCGAGCUCAAACCAUAAGAUCAAUUUAAUCACAACCUAAUAAUCGAUAGGUUUGAUUCGUUGAAGAAUAUAAAAAGUAUAUAUAUAUAAUAAAGCCACGCGUACGCUAACAUUUGUAAUAUAUAUCUGCGACAUGUAACACGAUGAUGUUCGUAGUACGUAUGAUGGAAGAAUGAAUUUACCAGCAUAUGCAUAGCUUUGGAAAGUGGAGACUGAAGCAACAGACUGAAACUGGAAGCUAGAGGAUGCAGAAACAUAGCAAACCUCAGGACUUGAGAACCAUUAUAUUGGCUGUUACGUACAUACCAAGCGAUACCAGGAGUUCCUCCAAACACUUCAGUAAUGAAAACGGGAGACAUAAUCACAUUGCCAUAAUCCCAGCCGCCCCAGCUGAUCAGUGAAGUGUUCAGAGGAACUCUAGGGGUCGCCUGAUCCUUUUCUACUUCUUCUUCUUCUUCUUCCUACUUUGGGUUUCUUUUUAUUUCCAAAAUUUCGAGCUAUGGAAUUGAACUGAUGCUAGCUGCUGAAUGUUCGAUAUUACAUGGCUGCAGAGCCCUUCCUAUUUAUACUGAAACCUCGGAGUUGGAGGGACAGCGAAUAUAGCUAGGCCGAUCCAAGGAAAAAGAGAUGAAGGGAAUAUUAUUUGUUUCACCUACAAGUUCUUGUUCCUUUUGUCUUGCAACUAAUUUCAAGCUAGUUGUCUUUCGGAAGAUAAGUAAGUCUAGCUCUGCAGAUGCGUCAGAUUUGCUCAUCAACACGUGAACUGCAACUAAUUGCUUCUAUUUAUGUAAUAAAAAGGAAGAACAUUCAUGUGCUUUGCAGUUUGGUUUUGUUAUAAUUAAAUUGCGUAGCGAAAUUGCAUGGGAUCAGUUUGCUAUAACAUAUUAAGAUGUCUGUUACAUAUAUAAAUAUGUACCACCGAUGUAGCUGAUUAAUGACUUGAUGAGAUUCAUGAUCAAUUAGUAUAUAGCUAGGUUGUCAUCAAACCACGUUCUAUGAGCACACUAUGCUUUCAUAUUCUUGGCUGCUUCCUUUUCGUUUUUUUUUUGUAAGUGAACUUGGACAAAGAAAGUGGGUAAGUGAAGAGAGAAGGAAUGGGGGAAAAGUCGGGGUGGCAGGGGAUAACAUUGACAUGAGAGCACUUUCAAAUUGUAUGUACACUUUUCUCGGGAUCAAGAUAGGGUAUAUAAUCUUUCGUUAUACAUAUUUGUUGUAGUAUUUUUUUUUCAUGAUAAUAAAAUAAAAGUUACAAAAUUUACUAGAUUCUUAACUCUGAAAUUCUCACAGAAACAACUCAUUAAUAAGGUCAUGUUAUAAAAUCAAAAGAAACUAACUAUAAAGAAGACAGUGUAAGGGUUUUACGCGUCAUUUUAUGGGCACCCCAAACUGUUGUUCAAGAAACCGCCCUAAAGACUAGGCAGAAGGAAGCAGAGGAGAUGACUUGACGACAAUCUUGGAGCAGCGGUCAUCCUAGAGAAUCCGCAACCACAUGUAAGAGGAGCUAACAAACCACUACCCCGGAAUCGUCAUCUGGGAUAAAGCAAGGAAGAGUUUAGAAAACAAUGACUAAUAAGGCAUCUCUCAUAUCUAGGAGCUCCGCAACUUAGGGAUGAGACAGUCCCAGAUGGUGAAACCCAACAGCCAGUAGAACAUGUACGUCUGGUCCACGGCUCACUGGGAAAGUCACCAUGAGGGGCAAUCCACUGAUUCAACGAUGACCAGAUUGAUAUCCUUGAUUUUAAGUGAGGCCAAACCUCAGGAAACCGAUUAUAUGUCUUUUUAUUUUCCCAAUAUUUUUCACGUGUUGCGUGACCUAGUCUAGGACGGGGCACCAUCACCAGAAGCUACAACGAAUGAUCUGAUAUAAAAUAGGAGUUGCAAUAACCUUAUCGGAAACUAAUAUCGGGUUUCCUCCUGGCCUUGCACGUGUCUUUACACAAUUAGUUAGGGACCGGGCCAAGAUCAGGUGACUAAGGGACGGUCCCUUAGUCACAUGACUAAGCCAAUCUCAGCUAUUGAAGUUCAUUAAAAUCCAAUGGUUCAAAUUUAUCUAGUUUAAUGAAGGGUAAGGUGGUAAUUAUAGUUUUUAUUUAUGAAUUAAUUUAAAAAAAAUAAGGUCUGUGGACUGUGCGCGUCCACUCCGCCCGCCGACGUCCCGCUUCCCUUUCCGGCGGGGGAAUUGUUUCAGGCAGGCAUCGACUACCCUUUUCCGGCGGGGGACCAGGGGAUUUUUUCCCCAUGCCAUGCAAUCAUGAGAGAGAGGGGGGGAGGGAGGGAAUUUUUUCCCCAUCCCAUGGAGAGAGAGAGAGAGAGAGAGAGAGAGAGAGAGAGAGAGAGAGAGAGAGAGAGAGAGAGAGAGAGAGAGAGAGAGAGAGAGAGAGAGAGAGAGAGAGAGAGAGAUUUUGUACUGUUAGUAUGCUUUGUAUUGUUUGUCGGUUUAUUUUGUAAUGUUUGUACGCUUUGUUAUUUUGUAAUGUUUGUCGUUUUUUUUGUAAUCUUUGUUAUUUUUGUGUACCGUGUUUAUCAUUUUUGUCAACCAUGUUUGUAAUGUUUUUAUGUCUAAAAAACAACCUGGUUGACUUUUGGAUUGAACUCCUCUAUAUAGGGACGGAGCCUCCAUAGUCAACCCGAGUGUUUUUUCCAGUUCGUAUGGAUUGUCGGUCUAGUUUGUCAUCUUUGUCCACCAUGUUCGUAAUGUUUGUAUGUCUAAAAAACAACCGGGUUGACUUUGAGACGGAGCCCUCUAUAUAGGGAUGAAGCCUCCAAAGUCAACCCGGGUGUUUUUCGAGUUUGUAUGAAUUUUUUGUCUAGUUUGUCAUUUUUGUCCACCAUGUUUGUAUGUCUAAAAAACACCCGGGUUGACUUUGGGAAGGAGCCCCUCUAUAUAGGGAUGGAGCCUCCAAAGUCAACCCGGUUGUUUUUUCUUUUUGUAUGGUUUGUAUUGUUUGUUAGUCUAGUUUGUAUUGUUUGUACAGUUCAUACGUUUGUAAAUCUGUUUGUAAAUUUUGUCGCUCUAGUUUGUACUGUUCGUAUGUUUGUAUGGUUUGUACUAAUUGUAAAUCCGGUUUAUAUACUUCGUAAUUUUCCAUAAUACCCAAACUACUCAUGUCAUUAAUUAAAUAGCCCUUCCCACUUUUUAACCAUUGGAUUGAAGUGUUCAGAUCUAAUGGCUAGGAGGGGCUUAGUCAUGGGAUCCGCUCUCUUAGGGACCUGUUCAUUGGGUUUGUAAAUCAAAUUUUGAGGUUGAGGUGCUUUCAGAUUUGAAGCUCCCCUUGUUUGGUUCGAAAAUCUAAAGGAUUUGAAGACAAAACCCCACUACUGGAUGAGUGAAAGUAUAAGGAAAGGUGUUGCAUACCCAAUGCAGUCAAAAUCUAGAUUUUAAGUAAAAUCGAAAACUGAGGUAGAAUCGAAAUCGUAGAUUAAAAUCGUAAAAUCGUAAGAUUUUAAGGUUCAUAUUAAAAUAAAUACUUAAAACACUAGAUAGUAAUAAUAAUGCAUAUCUUGAAUAACAAUCAACCACAUAAAGCAUAAUUACUUCCCAAGAUAAGUUUGUUUGCUAAACAAACACAACUAAUCCAUAUAUUUUUCUUGUACAUAAUAGAAACACACAAAUAAGAAACCUGAAACAUUAUAGAUAUCACUGUUAAUUAAUUGUUAAGAGUAGAAAAUCACAUAAGAUCGUUAGGAUCAACAUUAACAUCACUUACACAUCAUCGUCAUCGUCAUCAUCCUCAACCUCACCCUCACUCUCAUCGUUUUUAUUUUUUUAAGGACUAAUAUCAUUACUCUUAUGAUCACUUGAAGUACUUUCACCAUUAACCAUAUUUCCUUGAUUACCAUCAUCUGGAAAACAUAACUCAUUGAUUGAUGCAUUCCCUUCUUAAUUGAUAAAAGGUAGGGUUAGUGGUGCUGAAGGAUUGGGAGAUGACACAAAAGCUUGCAAUGUAAUGGAGAUUUGGAUUAUUGUGAGGGUGGUGGGAACAAACUACAAGCUAAUUGGGAGGGUGGAAGAUAUCGUUGAUGGAAGGAGUUGGGCGCCAACGUGCGAAAGAGGAAGAUACGAGGAAGAGAAUGAAAAUAAAUUGAGGGUUAACUAUCAGGUUGGGGUUGUGUUGUUCAUUAUGUUGGGUUGGGGAAAGUAAAUUUGACUCGGUUCAUGGGCAUAACCCAACUUGACCGGCCUAAUUUUGAUCCAAUUGAUACGAACCUUGAAAUCGUACAAAAUCGUAGAAAUCGUAGAUUUUAUGGAUUUUAGAGUUUUAAAUCGGGAUUUUAUGGGAUUUUAAGGUUCAAAGAUUUUACAGUAAAAUCAGGAUCGGAACCCAUAGGUAAGAUCGUAAAAUCGCAAGAUUUUAAGAUUAAAAUCGGGAUUUUGAC
Messenger RNA from Linum trigynum, 5493 nucleotides. Lineage: Eukaryota; Viridiplantae; Streptophyta; Magnoliopsida; Malpighiales; Linaceae. The record is from the annotation of a GenBank genome assembly.